AUAAAUUUGAAAGGAAAACAUAUAGAAAAAUAAUAUUUUGACUGUUCUUUGUAAAAAAAAAAAAAUAAAUUUAAUUUUUGUUUCCAUUUAAAUAAAAGAUUAAAUUGAAAUAAGUGCUAAUGUUUUUUAAAUAUAAAAUGUAAACUCAAAAUAUAAAAUCGGAAUAUUUUAAACCGAAAUAGUCGGGAAGAAGAAGAGUUAAAUUUUUUCCUCUUAAAUUUUUUUUGUUUUUUUAUUUUUUUAAAUUCGUAUUAUUUUCGACCGCAAAGCCCUCCUCUUUGAAAGGAAGAAGUUUAAAUCUAUGCAAUAUCUAUACAUAAAUCGAUUUUUUCUUUUUGAGUUUUUUACUUAAUUAGAAAUGAAAUUUUUUUUAAGAAAAUUUUAAGUGAUUGUAAAUAUUUUAAUGAAUUAAUUUAUUUUAAAAUUGAAUAAAGAAGUUUUUAAGAAAUUCACAAAGUGUGUACCCACUGGAUUUGAAAAAGGAAAAUAAGAAAGUUAAAAGAAAAGUCAAUUUAGCUGAAAAUGUUUUAUUUAAGUGCCAUAUUUUUCGUAUGAAAGUCCUUUUUUUCUCGAGCUAAUAUUUUGUUAAUUUUCGAUUAUUUAUUUUUGUUGUAAAUUCAAAUUGAAAAUUUUUUCAUGAAAAUUUUUGAGUAAAUUAGUUGAAUCUCAAUCAUCUUAAUCUCUUGAAUUUUCUUUUUGUUGUAAAAAAUUUUUAUAAUCUUUAAAUAACAUUUUAUCUUAAAUCGGGGUGAAAAAUAAAUUAGUAAUUUUUUUAAUUUGGACGUUUUUGUGGUAUAUUCUGGUUUGUUUUCUUUGGUUUUUUAUUAUUAUCUUUUUUUUUUGGAGCAUUAAGAAUAAACAUCUACCUACCUAAAACAUUUACCUACAACGCAAAAUAAAAAGGCAGCAGCAGCAACACAAUCUUUUUUUAAGAAAAUUUAAAAUAGAAACAAAUUUAUGUAUUGAAAAGAGAAGAAAAAAUAAUAACAAUUAAAAAAAAGUAGCAUAAUAGCGCAAAAAAAAAGAAUAGAAAAAUUUUAUUUAAAAAAAUAGAAAAUUUUCAUAUAUGCUUUUGUUCCUAACUGCAAAUGGGAGCUAAAGCUAGCACUGCACAACAAAAUGGGACUCAAAGCCCAAGAUCAAGUACUGAUGUUGUAUCAGCCGGUGCAGCUGGUUUCAAUUUAUUACGACAGAAUGAUAGACAAAGGGCAAGAAGUUUAUCUUCUGUGCCAGAUUUACAAUCUUCAAAUAAUAACAAUAAUACCAAUAAUAGUAAUAGUAAUAAUAGCCAUCAUCAUCACCAUAAUAAUCAUCACGUUUCAAUGGUACAAGGUGGUGCCCAAAUAUAUGGUGAUGAAAGUUCCAUAAUUGUUGGCGGAGGUGGACGUAGUGGAGAAUUUGAUGCAACAGGAAUUGGUAUAGGAAUAGUACAUCAUCAAAAUAAUGACGAAAAUGGUCAAAGUGGUGGUAUUAGCAGUGGAGUUCAAAAUUCAGCAUUAGGACGUGUUUAUACAGCAACAUCAUUACCUUCACAUAUAUGGUCUUUGAAUGGUAUUAAAUGCCCAGUCUGCAGUAAAUUCGUAUUACCAGACGACAUCGAGUGUCAUUUAGUUAUGUGCCUAACAAAACCUCGUUUAUCUUACAAUGAGGAUAUUUUAAAUGAUCCUAAAGGCGAAUGUGUCAUUUGUUUAGAAGACUUAAAUCCUGGUGAUGUUAUAGCGCGAUUACCAUGUCUUUGUAUUUACCAUAAAGGAUGCAUAGACCGAUGGUUCGAAGUAAAUCGUUGUUGUCCUGAACAUCCUGGUGACUAGUAAUAUUAAUUAUAACUAGACUUACAAAUUAAUAUUAAUAGUAAUAAAUAAAUAAUUAAAAAAAAACAAAGAAAAUUGUAAAACUUUUUAGACUUUAGUUUAUAAAAAAAAAAAUAUGAUAAAAUAUAUAAAACUAAAAACAAAAAAAAAUCUAAUAAAAACAAUUUAAAAAAGAAAUAAAAAAAUAUUUGGAAAAAAAAAGAAAAAAAAUUAUAUAAAAUUAAAAAAUUAAACGAUCUUGUCAUUAAUAUUACCAAAUUAAUUUUAAUUAUCAUUUUUUACGUAUAUAUUAUAUAAAAGUUAAAAUAAAAUUAAAAAAAAAUCAAUGAAUAUUAUAACAAACAAGAAAAAAACAACAAGCAAAUGAUAAACGAUAAAAAAGGAUCAUUUUAGAUGGUUAGAAUUGAAAAAAAAAUUCCAGCGUUUGUUGUGAUUUUUUCUUCUCUUUUGUUAAUUUUUAAUUUUCUUCUCCAUUGUGAAUACAAUUUCAAAAAUCAAUUUAAAAAUAUUGUUUUCUUCAUAGCUAUAAUAAUUAGAAAAUGUAAAUAACUUUUGAUUUCGAUCUUUUCAAAGAUAUGUUUUUAUAAAACCAAUCAUAGUCUUAAAGAAAGAUACAAUUAAUCUUUAUUUAAAUAUUAAACUUACUUUGAAUUCAUUAUAAAUUAAUAUUUCGUGUAAACUUUGUAUAAAUAUUUAUUUAUAUUCUUUUAAUAUUUUUAAAUAAACUAUUUGAUAUUUUGGUUAUUUUGUACUGUAUAAUAUUUAUAGUUGCAAAUUUACUAAUAUUUUAAACGAUGUUUUUUUUUGAUAUUGUAUUGGCACACCAGCGAUCAUUUUUUUAAUACUUAUAAUUUUAUAUGAUUAACUUUAAAUUUGGACUGAGUUUUUCUUUUAAUUAAAAAAAUUAAGGUGGAAAUAAUUGAAUUAGCUUUAAAAAACAAAUUUUGAUUUGAUUCUUUUAAUUUAAUUUAUGCCUUACUUUUUUUUUGUAUUCUUACUAUUUUAUAUGUCUUAUAAUAUAAGUAAUUUAUUGCAGUUAAUUGUGGUCAAAAAUAUAUGUACAUCAAGUGAGACGAUCCUGCUUGAAAUAAGCUACUUUAAAAUAUGGUUAAAAUUAAAGAAAUUAGUAAAAAAAAUAAGAGUUAGACAGAUUAAUAUUAAUUUAAAUGAAAAGUAGCUUAAUUAAAUAUUAAUCGCUUGCUUCUCAAAUUACUUAUUGUAGUUCAAAGCUAAAAAGCGUUCAAAAACAUAAUGCUAUCAACUAAGAAAAUAAACAUUAGGUACCACAUUCGUCAAUUUGAAAGCAAGUUUUAUUAAAAAAAUAUAAUAGCAAGUUAUUCAUAGCAAAGCUAUGAAGUAAGCAGUAAAUUGUAAUAUGAAUGUUGUAUUUAGCUUUUCCUAUUUUCCAAACAUAUUUUAACUGCAAUAGACUUGCAUUUGAGUAUAAUAAAGAAGAUAAAUUUGAUUUGUACAUAAAUUAAAAUAUCAUUUAGCAAUGUGGAAGAGAAAAAAAUUAUUUCAUUCAAAGAUUUCAAUUUUGUAAAAACAGUGCGGAAUAAUUUUUAUUUUUGCAUUUUUUUUUCAAAAGUCAAACAAAUUUAAAAUAAAUUUAAAUAUUAAAACCCCAUCGAAAUAAAAUUUUAUUGUUUUUAAAAAGAAAAGUAAAAAUAGUUAAAAAGUAAAAUAGUAAAAACAAUAAAAAAUUAUAAAAAAAAAAAUUAUAAUACUUAAUGCAUAAAUAUGUAAGCAAAGUAUAAUAAAUUAAAAACAAAAGUAUAUCUACAUAUUUUUAACUCGAAAACAUCGUCUUUUAUUCUUUUCAAAUUUGAAAUCGUUUUAAUUUUUAUUGUAUAAGUUUAUCAUGAACAUUGCUAGUAUUGCGCUCUUGUAUUUAGAGAAUGAAUUUUAUAAAAUGAAAUGUUUGUAAUCGAUUCGUAGAUUAGACUACUUCAGCCGCAUUACAUUUGUUUUUUAGUUAGUGCAU
Molecule: messenger RNA, 3795 nt
Organism: Condylostylus longicornis
Lineage: Eukaryota; Metazoa; Arthropoda; Insecta; Diptera; Dolichopodidae
Product: E3 ubiquitin-protein ligase ZNRF1
Exons: 5
Coding region: 1089-1811 (240 amino acids)
Source: RefSeq, a predicted model, not a curated record